AUCAAUUACCAAUAUCACCAGGCUUUUGUUGCGUGCUUUGAAGAAGGAGAUACAUACGUAUAAUGUGAAUGGCUUUCCGCGGCGCCUUUGCAUCAAGUGGGUGGUUGCAGUUCUGACAUGAAUGGAUAUGGUGAGAGCCCAGUUUGCAAAUCGCUGUUCGCAGAGAGCUGUUCCACGGGAGAAUUUUGCCAGCACGGAUGAACUGCCCUAAUAUCUUCAAGAAGUCAAGCGCUUGUGAAAGAAGUAUUGGUUGUUUAAUUGGGCUUGCUAAAUCAGUAGUAGAGUGCCUGCGAUUCCAUUGUGCCUCUCAAAUGCCUCGAGAUGGACUGUACAUGACAGCAGUGUUCAUUGCAAUUCUGAUUUAAGUAAAGUCGUUUAAUCACUGGGGCUACAGUCAAUAAGCUAGCUACUCACCGAUGGAACCAGGGAGACAAAUAUCCACGAGUCAGAAUUUCGUAUCAAUCCUGAGCUACACUGUCCGUCUUCAUAUUUUUAGAGUUUUCCAUCACUUGGAGCUACGCAUAUACUGCUAGGGCGAAGGUCAGAGUGCUCCUUCCUCGCCCUACAUGGCAUGAAAGCGGAAGGAGCGAGGGGAGAUUCGUGCCUUCCCUUAGUUAUAAUGUGUGACGCCUUCAACGAUAAGCUGGCUCAUCUUGAUCGACGAUAUCCUUUUCUAUCUUCAGUUACAUGAGCAUCUCCACUGAUGUUACUUUUACUGUCUCGAUUUUACUUCCUUUUGUUUGACUAGACCUCGCGGAAAGCUGCAUUCAUCAUUCUGACCAGUGCCUCUGCUGCUGAACACAGUACACCAUGCGCUACCAGAACUGGGACGUCCUCCUGUUCUCAGACAAAUCGAAGGUUCCGAUUCAAGAGUUCAAGACUACGUGCCAUGUUAUCCAAGAUUCAGAAUACCUCCCAACACAAGGCACUCUGCCAUUGCUUCCAACGGUCACUUCAUUCGUGCCGGCUCUAGGACAGGGCCAGAAUUUUCGACUAUCGAUUCACUCAUGGGAGGCACCGGAACCGAGUCGCUUUGCGCUAAACUUCACCAAGGAUCCAGGUCUCAUCAUGUUUGAAGCCAGGGUAUUUAUUGACGGACGACUGGCGGGACACAGGUAUUUUGGACGAGACGGCCCAUGGCCAACAAUCAUUGAAACGGGGAUAAACGUUAAUAAGAACGGGGAUCUCGAGCCCUUAAGAUUUCCUGAAUUCCAUCAAGAGCUUCUUUCCCAGAACUAUUGGAAUGCAGGCGACGACCUUGGCCGAAUCAAGGUCGUUAUUGCGGAAGGCUUGCACCGGGAGUCGCCAGCAAUGCCAUUUGACCGCAUCAAAAAUAUUGUGGCUUUUUCGUUCCAGCACGCGCCUUUGGAGGUUCUCGAAUCUUCAAGUAUUGCGUGGCCAAAUGCAGAAAUGUGGCGCCACAUUUCAUUUGUUGCAGGAAUGUUACCAGGUGGUAACGUUCCAAGAAAGCCCAGCGAGGGCGCUGUUGAAGCCCAUAGCCACUCUCCACGACGUAGAUCCAUUUCCUUGGCUCGGCCACAGAGACCUCCCCCAGCGAUGGGUAUGAUGCUCCCUCCUGGGUUGCCAGUUUUCCCUCACCCUGCCAAUUUCGAUCCAUUCACGGAGCCCCGAGCCACUCAGUGGAGGCAACCAUCGUCAGCAGACGUGUCCAUGCCUGAUUAUUCCAGCUCAGUCUCGCUGGCAAGCCACAGCCGUCAGUUCACGGAUCCUAUCUCCAGCAACAAACCAGAGCCGCAGAGGUUUCAGUCUUUGGAAAGUAUCGGUGCUUUCGAAGGCCUCUGUGAAGCACUGAAGCCAAGCAAUGUCACCAAAAAGAGCGUUUUAGGAGACUCGGAUGACGUCAGACUUGCUCAGAAUAAAGCACCUAAAGUGCCAGAUGACCAUCAGUCUAUCAGGAGCAUAGCUGGCCAGACCACACCUGCCACAGCGCCCGAAUCUGGUAUUUCCGGAAGUGUCAAGAGCAGAAAAGAGAAUGCCCAAGAUUCCCCGCUUCCAAGAGAAGCUCUAUCCGAGGGAAACAACUUCACUUUGGGCGCCUCGCAGCCAUCGUCGGCGAUUAGCGCGGCGGGGCACAAGAGGCAGCACGUCGUCACGCCUGCAUCGGUAAAGGCUAUCGAUCAGGAAGAUGAACCGAAGAACUCGAUAAUGAGGAAGAUCUCUCAAGGAUCGGCAGGGCGACGUGCUCUUGGUGAGCUGCCGAAUGCCCUGUGAUUCCUUCAUCAACACUACUCAACGCUACUCGACUGGUAAGGCUGCAAUGCAGCCCACGGGUAUUCGGCCUGGUUAGCGCUAAGUUCGAUAAGGAAAACGAUCAAAAUUAGAGAUGUGGGCUUUAUUAAGGAAGAGGGGAGACGGUGUAGUCUCUCCUGAUUACAGUGGGGUGUUUUCGGAGGGCGGGUUGCACUACUUUGCGGUAAAAUUCUUCGUUAUUUGUAUUUCUUAUUGCCUCGCUCUAUAUCGCUCUCUCUGGGAGGUAUCAUAGGGACCCGAUCCUUGUCGAUCGGUCCGCGUCCA
Messenger RNA from Pseudogymnoascus verrucosus, 2535 nucleotides. RefSeq lists its product as uncharacterized. The record is from RefSeq and is a predicted model, not a curated record. The coding region runs from base 811 to 2232 and encodes 473 amino acids. The transcript is spliced from 6 exons. NCBI's taxonomy places the organism in Eukaryota, Fungi, Ascomycota, Leotiomycetes, Thelebolales, Thelebolaceae.